Messenger RNA from Sclerotinia trifoliorum, 2010 nucleotides. The record is from the annotation of a GenBank genome assembly. NCBI's taxonomy places the organism in Eukaryota, Fungi, Ascomycota, Leotiomycetes, Helotiales, Sclerotiniaceae.
CUGGAAGGAUCAUCAGCUGGCCGUUCUUGCUUGGUUCAUGCAACUGCAACUGCAUCACAUCACAUUACACUCAAGACAAACCGUUGGGAGGACAAAUAACACCACAACAACCUUCGUCCCAUUCAAGAUCUCAAUUGUCAUUGUUUACACGUCAAUUGUGUGGAAAUUCACCAUAUAUCGCAGUUAGACUCCAAAGCCUAAAUAAGGUUUCAGGUGCUGGAGGGUUUGUUAGUGCUUCAUUGCCAAAUUUGAGCCUUUGACAGGAAUUUUCAUCAAUUCCAUUUCAUAUUCAUCCGCAUUUUCUUAUAUUCACCGGUAAUAUAACAAACAUAUUAGUGCUUUUACUAAAUGGAGUUCCCUAGACCACAAAAUACAGUGCUGUCAAUCAGUUCCUGUCCCACUUUUGCCAACGCGCGAUAUUAGCAAUAAAGUCGGUCAGGCUUUCGAAUUUACUGUUGCCACAGCCAUAGGGGAUUUAAAAGCUCAAAAUAUCGAAACAUCGGUCUGUGGCUGAAAUAUCUUGUACAACUACCUAUAUAAGUAUUUCUUGUACACAUUAUACGUGGAUUGGUUGUUGUCAGUUCAACGUGAUACUUGCCCAACGAUUCACGAAUUCGGAGAUAUUGGACAUCGGAGCGCAACCAUCUUUCAGCUCCAUCUCAUUAUAUACAACUAUACAUACGUCUGCGAGGCUCUCGAUUCAUCCCAAAUUCUCGUUCUACAACUUCUGGAAACACAUCAAGAUGUCAUCAUUCUCACAAUUUGGGAAACUCCCCAUCGAACUUCAACUCAGAGUCUGGUCUUUCUCCCUGGAUCCACAUCGCAUUAUUCCACGCAUCAUCGAAGCCGACCAUGAUUCCAAUAACUUCCCACACAAAUACAAAUCUCAGCCUCCACCACUCACCCGAACUUGUCGAGCCUCUCGUGAAGUUGCUCUUAAGAACUAUUCAGUCCUCAAUCCCGGUGCGGCAAAGGAGCUAGGCGCCAUAUAUUUCCAUCCCGCCUUCGACAUUUUAUACUAUUAUCCCUCUUGUCAGUUAUCCGCUCACCAAAACUUUUGCUCGCUUGCCACAACAUCAUUCUUGGACCCGAAGCUUCCAACCCAUCUUAUCCAGCACAUAAUGUUCACACAAUCGUACCUCACACAUCGAGCACGUGAUUCAUUCCUCUGUCCAAUUCCAGAGUUGAGACAUUUCGGAAAUAUCAAGACGUUAUACAUCGCAUUACCGAGCCAUGCGGAGUUAGAAGUAGAAGCUAGGAUUUGGUAUAAACAACUCAUGAGAUUCACACCAGAUUUUGAGCCUCCACUGCAUCCUCACAUCACAGCUUCUUAUGCACGCGAAAAACUUGAAGAGGCGACUGGACGCCGAGAUGUUGUACCUAGUUACACAUUACUAGCCGAGGAUAAAGGAAGUUUGCGCAAACAUCAGGUUACGAGUUGUUUUGGAUGGCAGGAAGGUGGUGUGAAGGGAGCGUGGGUUUGUGGUGACGGGCCUGGAAGGAAUGGUGGUGAAAUUAGGAAGGGAGAGGAUUGGUUAGGUAGAGAGUUACCGGCAGUGAGAUAUUUAAGAGCUGUGCCAAAGGAAUAGUUAAGGAUUUGAGGUGGUAAUAAUGUUGUAUACGGCUGCAUAUAAAGGUCGCUUUGAAACCGCUCAAACCCAGGCGAAAAUAAUCUAGAGGGGAUACUAAUGUCUAAUAUCGAGUUGGCAAUGAUUUAUCAAUAAUCAAGGAAGUCUCAAGGAACAAAAAUUUGUGUAGAUAUGGCAGGACAUCGAUGCAAAGAGUUGAGAUUAAUGGACCACGGAUAUUUAAAAAUUCAAAGCUAACGUCCUAUCAAAGGAGAAAACAAGCUUUCACCGUCACCGAACACAAAUCUUACAAGCUACAAAUUCUCCGUUCUUGCAACCAAUCACAAGAAAGAGAUAUCAACCGACCGUCAAAAGCACUCGAAAAACCAACCCUCGUAAUCUUCACCAAGCACACCCAACAAACGGGGAUGAAUACCUACAA